AUGGCAAGCUUAGCUAUCGUAACAGUAUCCAACAUUACCACCGAUCAAUAUGCUCUUCUUGCCUUAAAGGCUCAAAUUUCUUAUGAUCCUCGUAAUGUUUUGACAAGCAACUGGUCUGUCAGCUCCUCCAUUUGCAGUUGGGUUGGUGUCACUUGUGGUUCCGGCCAUCAACAAGUCAUCGCUUUGAACCUUUCUUACAUGGGUCUUGUAGGCACCAUUCCUCCACACAUAGGAAACCUUUCAUCUCUUGUCAGUCUUAGCAUCGAAAACAAUAGUUUUCAUGGCUCUCUACCCAACAAGUUGGCCUGUCUUUACCAAUUGCAACACUUAUCCCUUGGAUUCAAUAAGUUUGGCGGAGAAAUCCCGACAUGGAUUGGUUUGUUAACCAAACUUCAAAAUUUGUCGCUACAUGGUAACAAUUUCAGAGGGACUAUUCCAUCAUCUCUAUCUAACAUAUCUUCAUUACAAACUAUUAAUCUUAGUUAUAACCAACUUUCGGGCUCCAUUUCAUCCUCCAUCUUUAACAUAUACAACUUGAAAAGAAUGGAUCUCAGUGAUAACAUGCUUUCUGGUCCGAUGCCUUCCAAUAUUUCCUACAUGUCAUCAUUGCAGUAUUUAUCAUUGACGAAUAAUUAUUUAAGUGGAAGUUUACCUUCAGAAAUUGGAAACUUAAUCAUGCUCUCCGAUUUAUAUCUUUCCGGCAACAACUUUGAAGGAAGAAUACCUCCUGAAAUCGGCAACUUAACCAUGCUUACCAAGUUAUGCCUUUACUCUAACAACUUUGAAGGUACUAUCCCAUUCACUUUGUUUAAGAGCAAACAAUUACAAAUUUUAUUGUUGGCGGAUAAUAAAUUCACCGGAAGUGUACCUUCAGAAAUUGGAAACUUAAUCAUGCUCACUGAGUUAUACCUUUUUGACAACAAGUUUGAAGGGACUAUUCCAUCGACUUUGUUCAAGUGCAAACAACUGCAAUAUUUAUUUUUAUCGAGUAAUAAAUUCACUGGAGAAGUACCUCCAGAAAUUGGAAACUUAACCAAGCUCACAGAGUUAAACCUUCAAAACAACACCUUUGGAGGAAAGAGUAAACUGAGAUAUGAAGAUGUUAGGGAUUUUGUUCUUAUUGAGGAGGUUCACAGGAAGGAUGCUAGUGAAACCUCUUGA
This is a messenger RNA of Corylus avellana, 1161 nucleotides long. Lineage: Eukaryota; Viridiplantae; Streptophyta; Magnoliopsida; Fagales; Betulaceae. The record is from RefSeq and is a predicted model, not a curated record.